This is a messenger RNA of Pseudovirgaria hyperparasitica, 2040 nucleotides long. RefSeq lists its product as uncharacterized. Gene Ontology annotation, biological process: transport. Gene Ontology annotation, molecular function: transporter activity. NCBI's taxonomy places the organism in Eukaryota, Fungi, Ascomycota, Dothideomycetes, Acrospermales, Acrospermaceae. The record is from RefSeq and is a predicted model, not a curated record. The transcript has 4 exons. Bases 339 to 1826 code for a protein of 495 amino acids.
UCACUUGAAGAGCCGCAGCCUGUUGGCGUUGGGCUGCAUGGCCCCUGCAGAAGGCACUGGCGGACAUGAUGUGGCGUGACGGGAGCGGAUCGCAAGCCCCUGAUCACUCUAGCGACUACUGGUGGCCCCAGCCAAGCUCGACUCUACGACCACAGUGAUGUCCGGACGUUGGCAGGUAGAUAUGGACGAAAUGUCCGCUUUGUAUUGUGUUGUACUUGUCGUUCGUGCCACUCCGGUCGUUGAUUUUUCCUGUCUCUUAACACUCACUGCUUGCAUGGCCAGCGCAGCUCUCAUUUGUUGUUCUUUACAUUUCCAUUUUCUGGUGCAACGACUCCACAAUGUCGCUUUCCUCGGCAGCGUUCUCUCUGGUGCGUCGUUUGAUGGAGGGGGAAGAUGAAGGUGGGGACGUGGAAGGAGGAGAGAUUGAGACAAUCUAUGAAAACUGGAAUGUUUGUCCUAAGAAGCCAGCAUUUGUGGAAGACCAUGAAAUACUUCCUAUUGUCGGAAACCUCAAGUUUCACGAUCUCGCCAUUGUGCUCUCCGCCUCGGCAGGCUUCGUCGCUUGUGUCUUGUCGUGGGUUCUCAUUGCUCGACAUGCGACCCAUUAUUGUGCUCCCGGAGAGCAGAAACAAAUCAUGCGUGUCGCAUACCUUAUCCAGUGGUUCGUCUUCGUGUCGUUCUUGGGUGUUAUCUUUGAAGAGGCCGCCCCUUACCUGAAACCACUUCUUCUUAUUGGCGAAUCAUUUACCGUGGCCGCCUUCCUUCUCUUCCUAUGCAAUUGCGUCCUAUCGAACGAGGACGGCUUUGAACGGAUGUUCAGAGUCACCAAAUACGACCAUCUACAUCACCUUCGACAUAUGGAACGGCGCUAUUCGCACAUGCGAGAAGAGAACUACUCCGGUCCCACAUGGUUGAAACUAUGUUGGUACCUGGCGAUACAACUGAUUCCUGUCAGUAUCAUCGUCUUUAUAAUCACCGUCGUAUCCAAAGCUACUGGGUGGUACUGUAAUACAUCGAACAGCUUCGCAUUCUCCAAGUCAUGGAUUGCUUGGAUCGAAAACAUUUCCAUUGUCCUCGCUGUAGCGGGAGAAAUAUACUUCCACGUGAAACAAUCUGAUCAGCUGCGCCCGCAUGGUGCCUGGAGAAAGAUGAUUGCCUUCAAGUCUAUCGUUGUGGUAAAUGCCUUGCAGCUUACCAUCAUUACCGCACUUGCCGGAUACCAGGCAAUCCAGCCGAGCGAAUACAUGACCUGGGAUGACGUUGUGUACGGACUGCCAAACCUAGUCAUCUGUUGCGAGAUGCCUCUAUUCGCCCUACUCUUCCUGUGGACAUUCCGCAUCGCGCCCUACAGAAUCACCGAGGAUGACGAUCCAAGAGAGUAUCGAGGUGGGAGAUUCGGACUGGUUGCAAUGGGCGAGGCGCUCAACAUUGCCGAUAUCCUCUCGACGUUCAUCCGAGGACCCGUCCACAUGCUGAAACACCAGGAGCAAAUGGUCGAAAAGCACGGCUUGGACCUGGAGGCUAUCGCUGCGCAUAAGUCCACACCAUAUCUCUCGAGGAGUACCAGCCGUACGACUUCUCGUGCGAAUUCGUUACGAUAUAGCGAGACCGACACUGUGUCGAUGAUCACAAUGAAUGAGGAGGGAAGAAGAUCGAGGUCCACGACUCGCUCCGGUGGUCGAUCGGUGUCUCGACCUACAGUUGCAAGUACAAGGAGUAAUACCAUGACGGGGAGACAAUACUCUCGAGUUGGAGAUCGGCGGGGCCGACGAGGUCGGGAACCGUCGCGGCCGCGGCGGGAACAUCCCAACUUUGUCUUUGACUGAGCAAGAACUUUGAUUAAGGAGGAUUUGAAUGAACUGGAUUAGCGUUGGCGUUUAGGAUCGGCCUCGUCAUGGCCGCAGGACUUUGCAGUGUGGCGCUGCUUUCAUUAUGUUUCAUAUGGCGAUGACAGUAAAAGAAUGUUCGUCCUUACAAUACCAGCAAUAUAUAUAAAUUUAGAUAGAUUAUAGAGACACAAGAGCAUACACUCAAGGCUGG